Gaeumannomyces tritici R3-111a-1 is the source of this 543-nucleotide messenger RNA. RefSeq lists its product as hypothetical. NCBI's taxonomy places the organism in Eukaryota, Fungi, Ascomycota, Sordariomycetes, Magnaporthales, Magnaporthaceae. The transcript has 5 exons. The record is from RefSeq and is a predicted model, not a curated record. Bases 1 to 543 code for a protein of 180 amino acids.
AUGGCUAUUUUUACUGGGGUACCGAAAACUUUUUCGUUGCAAGCCUUAGCUCGUGCCGAAAUUUUUGCAAAUAAGGAUGCAAUUUCCGGCGCUUUGCCUUUAUUUUGGCAAUUUAACGUUAAAGGUUUUGCUGCUUUUUUAAAUGCCAGGUUUUGGGCGUUAUUUAUAUCGGUUAUUAGCAAGUCCAAUUUUUUCGAACCCUUUAAAUUUGCCUUGCCGGAAACGGAAGAAUUUACCGCUAUAAUAGCGGUAUUUAAGCAUAAACUUAAGGAUCCAAGCUUAAAUUCGAUCGUUAAAAGCGGUCUUUUUUUAAUCGGAAUUAUUUUUAGAAAUUGCUUUUUGCGCUACAAACAUUUUGUUAGUAAUGCUUAUUUAAUCGUUAAAGCUUUAUUAAAAAAAUUCGUAAUCGUUCCUUUGCGCGGGCCAAAAAAGAAAGGGAUUUACUUGCUUAGCAAAUACGCUGUCGAACGGGGGAAAAGUAUUCCUUUGCUCCUAAAUUUUUCGUUAACUUUCUUUUCGAUUAAAACAAAUUUUAACGGGUAA